GCCUCCCAAUGGGCGCGAUUCCCUAAAUUCGCCCCGCUGCCUUGCGGGUAGGUUAUUUAGCCAAAGGCUCGGGGUGGAGUCCCCUAAGUCAACUCCCUACUUCGGCUUGGGCAACCGGGUAGUAUCACGCCCUCUCGCAAAACCAUGGACUGUAUUACAACUUGCUCAUCAGCUGCUGUUUCUGCUAGUCACUUUCACGCGACUUCAUCACACGCCAAUUGUUUGUUUGUUAACAAUCCUCACUUUCCGUUACCCGAUUCAUGUGCUCAACAAUCUGGCUGCGAUUCCGGUUGCGCCGCAGACCAAGAAGUUCAACCUAUGGCUCUUCUUCGUCCCCGAUCCUCGUUCCGUCUGGCGUGCUUCAACGUUCGGACACUCAUGCAGAUUGGACAGCAAGCCGGUCUAGCGCGAACCCUAGAUUCCCUAGACAUUGACGUCUGCUGCCUUUCAGAAACCCGAUUGCAAGAUCCCAGCACUGUGCUUACACUAACAUCCCCCACUGAUCACGAAGCCAGAUAUCACCUGCGGCUUUCUGGAGAUCCAGAAGCAGCCUCAGCGGGUCUGGCUGGUGUAGGUAUAGCACUAAGUGACAAGGCCGAGGCGGCACUACUGGACUGGUUCCCGAUUAACAGCCGACUAUGUGCAGUUCGGCUUCGGGGUUCGUGUAGAAUCAACAGGCACCGCGAAGAGAGACACAACUUGUUUGUGAUCUCCGUGUACGCUCCAACUGACUGCAGUGGCGACUCGGUCAAGGACGAAUUCUACCGGGAUCUACAACAGCUCUUGACUAAUGCUAAAAAGUCGGAUGUCGUUAUCCUUGCUGGGGAUUUUAAUGCACGGGUUGGCCGCCUGUCACCAUACGAAUGCCACCUUGGUGGUCAUAACUCGCUCGACGAGAACCGCUCUGAUAAUGGAGAGAGACUUCUCACAUUGUGCGAAGACAACCGUCUGUUUCUCUCGAGCACUAACUUCAGGCGUACGAAGAAGCGUUCCGCAACGUGGCGUCCCCCUUCUUCAACACAACCGUGGUCUCAAAUUGAUCACAUUGCAAUUAGCUUCAGAUGGCGCGGCAGCGUACUGGACUGCAGGUCCUUUUGGUCCACCUUCGUUGACUCAGAUCAUGCUCUGGUCUGCGCGAAAAUCUGUAUGUGUUUUGGAGGAUUCCGAAACACGAAGCACCGCAAGAUUGAUGUAAACAGAUUAACUGAUUCCUCUGUCCAGACGAGCUAUCAGUCUUCAUUGGCAUAUGCACUCAGUUGCAAUCCACCGCAAGAAGUGGAACAACACUGGACUUGUAUACGGAAGGCAAUGACCAUUUCCGGACAGUCAUGCUGCGGCCUAACGCGACGCCCCUUGAAGGCUUGGAUCUCUACUCGUUCUCUGGAGCUGUUCGAACGCCGCAAAGAUAUACCCGCGGAAUCAGAUUGCAACGAGCGGCGCCGUUCUGCCAACCGGCUGCUCAAGCAAAGCCUACGCAAGGAUCGCGAGACAUGGUGGUCUGAACGUGCUUUAGAGAUGGAGACCGCUGCCCUCUCUGGCAACACUCGCAGGCUUUUCCAACUCAUUCGGUCUACUGGCCUCAGGAAACCUGGUGUCAGUGAGGUCAUUUGUGAGGUGGAUGAGUCUCCGAUCACCAACCAACAGAGGCGUAUGGACCGUUGGGCCGAGCACUUUCACUCGCAGUUCAACUGGCCUCCACCGUCCAUCAGUACAUGCAGUACACGUUGUUGUCCACCCUGGCUCGUCCCUCUGAAUCCACCCAGCGAGGCGGAAGUCGGCCUUGAGAUUCGACGCUUGAAGCGCUUCAAGGCUGCCGGCUUAGACGGACUUCCUCCGGAACUAUUCAAGUACGGCGGUGUGGCGAUCAUUAACCAGCUGACCGCGCUGUUCGCAAAAAUUUGGUAUGAAGAGAAAGUGCCUUCCUCUUGGGGAGAAUCAGUUAUUGUCCCGAUUUUCAAGAAAGGCGCUCGCACUUCAUGUGCAAAUCAUCGCGGGAUUAGUCUUAUUUCGGUUGCCUCUAAGCUAUUGGCAUCCAUUCUGCUUCGCAGGCUAUCCCCAGUACGUGAAUCAUACUACCGUGAAGAACAAGCUGGUUUCCGUCCUGGCCGCGGAUGCGUGGAUCAAAUCUUCACGCUCCGCCAGCUCCUUGAACAUCGCCACAUUUAUCACAGGCCCACUAUCAUUGCAUUUCUAGACAUACGUGCCGCUUUUGACUCCGUUGAUCGACCUGCUUUAUGGCGUUGCUUACUAAAGAACGGGGUGCCAGAGAAAUAUACCGCCAUCCUACGAGCACUUUACCUUCAUACAUCCGGCAGAGUGAGGGUCUAUGGCAAGCUUUCCUCGCAAUUCGCUGUCAAUAGCGGUGUGCGACAGGGCUGCCCGAUGUCCCCAUUCCUCUUCAACUUCGCAAUCGAAGACGUUCUGUCGAAUGCUCUAGAAGGUUUCCAACAUUUUGGCUUAGAGCUUCUACCGG
Dicrocoelium dendriticum is the source of this 2473-nucleotide messenger RNA. The record is from the annotation of a GenBank genome assembly. Lineage: Eukaryota; Metazoa; Platyhelminthes; Trematoda; Plagiorchiida; Dicrocoeliidae.